Molecule: messenger RNA, 2038 nt
Organism: Diatraea saccharalis (sugarcane borer)
Lineage: Eukaryota; Metazoa; Arthropoda; Insecta; Lepidoptera; Crambidae
Source: the annotation of a GenBank genome assembly
UCAUUCGCGUAGCUGACGCUGUACGGUGCACACGUGUGUAUAAGUAAAAGUGAAGCGACACAGUUGGAGCGGAUGCGAGCGCGGUAGCGUUCGCGUUCCAGGAUGGAGAGUGCGGCACACGCGGCAGUGCCGCUGCGUGUGGGCAAGAAGAUGCGAAAGAGGAGGGAACUGGAUGCAUUGGUUGGUGGCGGGGUGGCUAGAGGGGGUAGACUGCUGUCGGCUUCUAGUGACGAGGGAGAGCCGUGGGGUAGAAGGACCACUCGUCGGCGACGUACGCGCCCCUUCGUGAGGCUGGCUGCUGGGCUGGCGUUGUGCGUGUGCGUUGUGUCAGCCGCUACCGUCCUCUGGCUAUUCGUUGAUGUCAGGCGACAGAUCGGAUCCCUUCGUGUCGAAAUGGACAAAGUGAUGACCAGCAGCGAAUCCAUAGGUGACACGUUGCAAUUGUACCAUUCAAAGGCGAAGGACCUGCAGGCGAAUGCGAGCAAUCUCAACGCGAGGUUGACAAAGUUGGAGCACGAACACCAAGAGUUGGUGAAGAAAGUUGGCCAAGCGACGGGAGACUUGGCCCAAGUGUCGGCGCAGCUGGCGGCCGAGCCAAUGUUGGCGGAUACGCCGAAACGGCUGGCUGAAUUGCAACGUACUGUUGCUUACUUCGGUUCACAGAUCAACGGAUUUGACGAUGCGUUGAAUUCGGCUCGCAAGCAAGCCGCCACUGCAGCUUCUGGUGUGGAGGAAGUGAAGAAUCUUCUACACGCAUUAGAAGCGAAGACAAAUGAGACCAUCGCCAAUAUAUCCGCCAACGGCAAGAUGGACGGCGAGCUCAAAGAACAGCUGGGUGCAUUAAAUAGUACACUCACACAACAGAUGCAACUGUUGCAGACUAGAUUAGAGGAGGUUAAUAAGUUAACGAGUACGGUGGCACCAAGCACAACUACAGCGGCGCCAUCGAGCAGCACCAGUUCUUCAACGUCCACCACCACAACAACCACCACCACUCGACCACCAGGACCACCAUCAAAGCCGUUUGUCGUACAAUGAGGGAACAAUCAAACAUCUCUGAUAUAUACUCAUUACACCAAGCCAACAGGAGAAUGGAUUGCUCAGAGAAGAUAUUUCGUCCACACUACAAAUACAGUAGGCAUAGAAUGGGUCAUAGAAAUGAUAUACCCUCCAAUAAAAUUGCUGUUGUUAAGGUAAUAAGAAUGUUGAUAUUUUUAAAGGCGAAGGGAUCUGUCGGGGGGUAGAUGAUGACGUGAAUCGCGACGAUUCAGCCAUAUUGUAGUCUAAAUUGGGUAGUCUUAUAGUUUCGGCGGUGCCGCCACUGUUGGCCGAAAAUGACGACGAAAUAUCUAGACUUUGCACGAGAAUAUCUUUGUCGGUUUAUUUUGCAUUUCAUAUCAUCGUUGUGUAUUAAAAUUAAAUUUGUACUUUUCUGUGUAUCGUGUAAAUUAUGAAUGCGUAUAUAAGCAAAUUUGAGUACUAUUACUAUUUUUAUAUCGUUUUUAAUAUAUUUAUCUGAUUAAUGGAUAUAUUUUAUAUCUAUGUGGUUACCAAAUACUUAAUUAAAGAAUCAAGGUCUCAGUAAAGUAUACAUAGGUCUAAAUAUAUACCUAUUUGGAAUCCUUUCUAAAAAUUUUAAUAAUUUAAUAAUAAUGUAUAAAUAUUUUCUCUUUGCAUAAGUAUUAUAAUAAAUUAUUUCGUUGUUAUUUUCGGUCGCAGUAGUAUAAUUAUGCCUUAAUAAUUUAAUUUGAUUUAAAUAACUAUUAUUUAGUUUAGUAUAGUUACUGUAUUAUAUUUGGAGAAAUGGAGGAGGUGGAUACAAAAAAAUAAUUUAGGUUUUAAAUUGAGCUGGAGGUUUGUUAGUGAGAAACAGAUACAGUAUGAUACCAAUGUAAAUAAAUUAUUUAAUAAUUUUUAUAGUUUAAAAUCGAGAGUAGAGAAUAUGUGACCGCACUGAGUGUUUGAAUUUGUCAAUAAAUAAGAGUGGAGUUUUAUUACUUGUAACAAAUUAUUGUUAAUAGAUCAAUUAUUAUUACAC